Miscanthus lutarioriparius is the source of this 1059-nucleotide messenger RNA. The record is from the annotation of a GenBank genome assembly. NCBI's taxonomy places the organism in Eukaryota, Viridiplantae, Streptophyta, Magnoliopsida, Poales, Poaceae.
AUGGCGGUGGAGAUCCUCGAGUCCUGCAUGGACGGCGCCGGCCGCCCGGAGAUCCACUGCACCGGCGAGGGCGCGCUCCUCGUCACCGCACGCACCGACGCUACCCUCCAGGACCUCGCCACCGCCGGCGGGUUCGCCCCGUCGGAUGAGCUGCGGCAGAUGCUUGUCCCCUCGGCUGCCGACGGCGAAGACCGCGCCGGCAUCUUGGCCAUGUUCCAGGUGACGUCGUUCAAGUGCGGCGGGGUGUGCGUGGGCGCGGCGAUCCACCACACGGCGGCGGACGGCCUCGCGGCGCUCGACUUCGUCAACACGUGGGCCGCCAUCGCGAGCAAGGGCGUCGACGAGGCCGCACCGCGCCCAUGGCUGGACCGCACGGUCCUCCGCGCGCGCUCCCCUCCCGACGUGCGCUUCGACCACAGCGAGUACGCCCGGCGCCGCGGCGGCGGUCCAAAGACAGCGAGGGUCCCGUUCGACUCCGCCAUCCUGCCCAUGUCCAAGACCCAGCUGGACGCUCUCAAGGCCGGCGGUGGCCAAGGCAAUAAGAAGGUAUCCACGUUCAAGGCCGUGGUCGCCCACGUGUGGCGGUGCGCGUGCAUGGCGCGCGGGCUGGCGGAAGACGACGACACCCGCCUGUACAUAACCGCCGACGCGCGCUCCCGCGUCCGCCCGCCGCUCCCGGCAGGGUACCUCGGCAACGCCAUCUUCCGCGCGUCAGCGGUGGCCAAAGCGGGCGACGUCGUCUCGGAGCCGCUCGACGCCGUCGCGGGCAGGGUGUCCGGCGCCACCGCCCGGCUGGACGACGAGUACGUGCGGUCGCUGGUGGACUGCCUGGAGCAGGUGGGGCUGCCCAUCUACGACACCGACUUCGGCUGGGGCCGGCCGGCGUUCAUGGGCCGCGCGUGCCUCCAGUUCAGCGGCCUCGUGUACCUCGUCCCCGGUCCGGACGGCGACGGCCGCCUCGACGUUGUCGUGGCCAUGGAGCCCAAGAGCCUGGCCAGGUUCAAGGAGCUGUUCUAUGAGCUCACCAAGGGUGCAGGUGUUCUGUGCAUGGCCGAAUAA